CUAGGAUUUCUCCUAAAUGAAACUCAUGUACAUCACACUAAGCAAUCAAACAGUUGCAUCUGAGAUUUGAAAUUCAGAGAAAGCUGUCCGUUAACGGCUACUUCCUGAUCCCCAUAGAAUAUGUCCAAAGCGCACACCGACCCAAAACCUUUUUACAGCCUAACUCGGCUCCCCUCCCCUCCCUUCCACUCCACACAUUCUCCCAAAUCAACUUCACCUUUUCCCCACCAUUAAAAUGCGCAGCAAAGCAAAGACCUCUCACGAAAAAACAUCUUUUCUCAACCUUACAACAUCGUACACGGGCAAACAUUCUCUCCCCACAAUGCCCAAGAAAAAGCCAGCCCUUCUCCACAAACUCUCCUGUCUGCUAAAGAUCUCCCCUUUCUUGGCCAAAUUGAAGAAUCCCACAAUCCCAAACCUCGUAUUUUUGAAGAAAACGAGGAAGCUGAGGAAUUUCAAGCUUCUCAAGCCCUACAACUAUUACAGCUAUGUGAAGGAGUAUGAGUUCUCGCCCUCAAGCACUCCGCUGAUUCAGUUUCAACGGAAGCCGCAGAGUGGGAGGAUUAGUUUCAGAAAGCUGUGUUCCGAUGUUGUCCUCAUCUCCAGGUGUUUGGGAGGUGAAGGCGGGAAGAAGGAGGUUUACUGUUUGGAAAUGGGGUUGGAGGAAUCCUUGGAUUGUGUUGAACCCGGAUUUGGUAGAGAAUUGGCGAGUUAUUGGAGCGAAGAUGAUGAUGAUGAGUCGGUGGAUGAGAGGGCUGAGAGGUUCAUUCAGAGGUUUUAUGAGGAGAUGAGAAGGCAGAGGCUGGAGUCCAAUUUUAUCAGCUGAUUUGAAAAUUCGAUGUUUAUUUGAAUUUUCUGAUUAUUCUUUUGGAUUUAUUUAUUUAU
Messenger RNA from Sesamum indicum (sesame), 885 nucleotides. RefSeq names its product cotton fiber protein. Lineage: Eukaryota; Viridiplantae; Streptophyta; Magnoliopsida; Lamiales; Pedaliaceae. The record is from RefSeq and is a predicted model, not a curated record.